AUGAAGAUUCUUGAUCCUCAAUCUGCAACACUUUCAAAUGUGGAAGUGCUGGCGUACUUGAAGUCCAACCCCCCACGCUUGUCACCCCAAGCGCCUUUCCCGAAUGCGAAGAACUUCGUCCCUAAGCCGGAUUUGAGAGAUUACAACACGGUGGUGAAAGAGUACAAUGACUAUGUAGCUCGGCUCUCCCCUCACCUCUUAUCAUACCCUAGCUUUACUUCUGUAUCUCGCGAGAAUGCCACCGGUGAUAAUACAACCACCGACCUUGACGUCGCACUUCGAACGCUGAUCUCGAGCUUGAAGCCGUUUAACUUGACGAAGGCGGAGGUGUUGAUGAUCAUCAAUUUAGGAGUUGGCCUUGAAUCUAAGGCAGAAGGAGAGGCGGCGGAGGAUACGGUCAUGCAAGAUGGAGAAGGUGAAGAUGGCGACAUAGGGGUUGACUAUGGAGCCUUGGCCCUUCUGGACACAAUUAUAGAAGACCGAGAAGAACGGCUGGCGGAUGAGGAUGUUGCUGGGAUAUUAAGAAUUGUGAGGGAGACACUGGCUAAGAAAGAACCAGCAAAGGAAGAACCUGCGGAAACUAUGGAAGAAUGCUGA
Molecule: messenger RNA, 597 nt
Organism: Nannizzia gypsea CBS 118893
Lineage: Eukaryota; Fungi; Ascomycota; Eurotiomycetes; Onygenales; Arthrodermataceae
Exons: 3
Coding region: 1-597 (198 amino acids)
Biological process (GO): transcription initiation at RNA polymerase III promoter
Cellular component (GO): RNA polymerase III complex
Source: RefSeq, a predicted model, not a curated record